Messenger RNA from Oreochromis aureus, 2700 nucleotides. RefSeq lists its product as uncharacterized. The coding region runs from base 142 to 2595 and encodes 817 amino acids. Gene Ontology annotation, molecular function: protein binding; ATP hydrolysis activity; ATP binding. Lineage: Eukaryota; Metazoa; Chordata; Actinopteri; Cichliformes; Cichlidae. The transcript has 19 exons. The record is from RefSeq and is a predicted model, not a curated record.
UGGAAACAGACCACGCACUGAAGGCUGAGCUAAAGUUUAAUAAGCUGCAGCUAACCUUCGUUUAGUUUUGGCUCUGUGGGACGUUUGUUUGGUUGUUUCGUGUCUGAUUAGAGACACGUUUCUAUCCGCGGAGGCAUAAAUAUGUCGCAAAGGACAUACAACCAGCUGUGGGCAGAUGCCCAGUUAGAGCUGAGCUGUCUGCUAGCCGAAGAACUACCAGCUGAGCCCCCGCGCCCUGAAAAAGACAGAGUAGUUUUCUUCCAGCGCCUGGCCAUGCUUUUUGUGCGCUACACCCAAAUCUUCAGACAGCUGGAGAAAGCCUAUGACCUGGUCGUCCACCCUCAGAAGAGAAGAUUUAUUCGUUCAGUUCUUGACAGCGUGAUGGGAAGGGUGUUAGAGCUGAAAAAUGAAAUGGUGGAAAAAGAGUUUUCAGAGUACCACUACAUGGAUGAUGUGCUUCAUGAUUUGAAGCUCAUACCUGCCGACCUCGAGAUCCCCAUCCCUCGCUAUUUUCACAGUGAACGCAGCAAAGAGGUGCAGCAAAGAAAGGCCAUGCUGACUGACAUCCUGAAAAUGGUGGAGGUCACCGAAACUCCUGAACCUGUAAUGGCCAAGGAGAUGAGUCAAGAGGAGGCAGUGAAGAUUAUUCAAGUGGCAGAGCGGGCGCGACAAGGACGUGAAAGGGCAAAGUUCAAUAUGAAAAACUUAAAUAUGAACACCGUAUACAGGAUCAAGGAACCUGGAGCAGACAGUGCUGAAUCAGCUGCAGUCUGCAUCCAAAAGGUGUGGAAGGGCUACGUGCAAAGGAAGAGGACAAAAACUGCCAGAGAGGAAGAGAUGAUUUUCCUGGGAAUGACUAUGGAUCCAAAGUAUGAGGCGCCACGCCCUGCAGAAAUGACGGCCCAGGCCAUCGAGGCUUCCACACGAGUAAAACAGAUGGAGCACGAGGAAGCUUACCAAAAGGCCACAGUGGAUGUCAUGAACCAACUGCGAGAUGUGGAAGGGGACGACAUGAGCAAAAGCAUGAAGGUGCAAAUUCAGCAGUGGUUCACUGAGUGCCGCAAUGCUACAGGAACAUUUCCAGACUACCCAGAUGAAGAAGAUGGAGGUUCUGCCCUCAUUUUUGCUGAAAAGACCCCUCAGCAGUUGUUGGAAGAGUUUGCUGCAAAAGAAGAAGAAGAGGCCAACACCAAAGCUAAAGGGAAAGAAGAAAAGAAGGAAAAGGGGAAAAGUGACAAGAAGAAGGAAGACGAGGAGGUGGAGGAGGCAGGGCUGAAGAUGCUGCCCUCUGCUUUUCUGCCGGACCUCGAAGUCGAAAGUAAAAUCUACGCAGACUUUUGGCACAAUCGCAGCGAGUACGGAAACUUUAACCAAAUGCAUGACCCGGAGCUAAUCAAGGAAGAAAAGAGGAAAGUCAUUGAGGCGGAAAUUCGAGUGAAGGUCGAUGAGCAGAUGAGACAAGAACUGGCUGAGUGGAAGCUGUCUGUGGAUAAAGACAAGGGCGGUAAGACGAAAGCAAACGCCAAGAAGAAGAAAGGCUCUAAGAGCGGAAAGAAGAAGAAAAAGGAAAAAGACCUGACGGCCGAUCGGACUCUGGAGUCUCUGUGUCAGGAGCUGGUGGAGCAGGGCUUACUGAAACACACACAUAAUGUUCAGCUGCAGGAUUUCCUGGGUGACUAUAGCUACCUGGGGACCACGCUGAGGCAACAUGACAUUGAACCCAUGCCGUCAUUGUCAGAUGUGCGACAAGUCAUAUCUCUGUAUGCAGUUCUGCCGUUAGGCUCUCAGGUGGUGCAUGAGAAGGCUCCUCUGAUAAAGUCAGUCCUGCUGGUCGGACCCACAGGUGUGGGUAAAAAGAUGCUGGUCCAUGCGGUUUGCCACGAGACGGGCGCCUGCCUGUUUGAUCUGUCUCCCCUGAACACAGCCGGAAAGUACCCAGGCAAGAGCGGGCUCGCCAUGAUGCUUCACUUGGUGUUUAAGGUUGCGAGACUGAUGCAGCCUUCAGUAAUCUGGAUCGAAGAUGCAGAGAAAAUGUUUUACAAGAAAAUCCCCAAGGAGGAAAAAGAGUUGGACCCUAAGCGGCUGAAGAAAGAUUUGCCCAAGUUCCUGAAACUGAUCAAAGGGGAGGAUCGUGUUCUGAUCAUAGGAACGACUCGAGACCCGCACAGUGCCGAGAUUAAGUCUCUGUGCAAAAUGUUCAGCAAAAUCCUCCUCAUCCCAAGACCUGACUACGGCUCAAGACGCAUCCUGUGGAAGCAACUGAUCAGAAAACACGGAGGUGAAGUGACCGAGGCGUUGGACCUCAGUUCUCUGGCAAAGAUUUCUGACGGCUAUACUCCAGGUCACAUCGUCCAAGUGAUUCAGAGCGUUCUUACCAAACAUCGAAUCUUCCAGCAGGCAAAACGACCGCUGACUGCGGCUGAAUUUAUCGCCCCGUUAGCCCAGAUUGACCCCGUGUUCCAGGAGGAGGAGGAGGCCCUGAAGAGCUGGUAUGCAAAGACGCCCCUGGGAAAGAAAAGAACUAAAGCUGCGUCAGGAAAGGAAGAAGAAGAACCACCUAAAGGCAAAAAUGCCAAGAAGAAAGGAAAAAAAUGAAUCUCUUUUCAUUCUUCGUCUUUUACUGAAAGGUGUGGGGCUUACACUGUCCUGUGUCAGCACGACUAAAACGAAUAAAACAUUCAUUGAGGUGUAGUCAUUGUG